AUGGACCAUCCAGAUUCAAAACAUUCAAAGGAACAAGGAGAAGAAUUGGAAGAAUCAUGCUUUGCAAACCUUUCCUUAGGAGAGUGUUAUAGAAUGGAGAAUCAGUUUCAAACGGCAAUUGGAUGCUAUGUGAAAGCUUUGGAAAUUGCAAAGGAGCAUGAAUAUAAGCAACACGAAAUAGCGGCGUUAUUUGGGUUAGGACAUGCAUAUAGAUUGGACAAUGAGAUUCAAACGUCAAUUGACUACUAUGCGAAAGCUUUGGAAAUUGCAAAGGAAUGUAAAGAUAAACGAGAGGAAACAGAGGCAUUAGUUGAGUUAGGAAGAGCUUAUAGAUUGAACAAUCAGUUUCAAGCGGCCAUUGGACACUAUAAAAAAGCUUUGGAGAUUGCAAGGGAGCACGAAUAUAAACAACUGGAAACGGAAUCAUUAGUUGGGUUAGGAGAUGUUUGUAAAUCGAACAAUCAGUUUCGAACGGCCAUUAGACACUAUGAGGAAGUUUUGGAAAUUGCAAAGAAACAUGAAUGUAAACUGGAAGAAACACAGGCAUUAUUUGGAUUAGGAGAUGCAUAUGGAUCGAUCAAUCAGUAUCAAACGGCAAUUGAGUACUAUAAGAAAGCUUUGGAAAUUGCCAGAAGAAUAAAACAUACAGAAGCAGAAAGAAAAUCAUUACUUUGCUUAGGACACUAUUAUAAAUUGAACAACCAGUUUCAAAAUUCUAUUCAGUGCAUUGAAGAAUCCUUACAAAUUGAGGAAAGACCAGGAGAUAGAAAACACGGAACGACGGCAGAGAAUACAAUGAAAAGCUCGUCAAUAAUUUUAGGUAAGCGUUUAUCAAGCUUGUCCGCUGCUUUUAAAGCGUCACCCAGAGAAUCAGGGUCGUAGCGAGGGGGGUAUUGGGGAGGGGGGGGGGUGGUUAACCCCCCCAACAUUUGUAGAAUUAACAUAUUCGGAAAAUCAGGUUGGCCAUUCGGAAAAUUACGGCAAUAAUAAUAUAACAAAAUUUUAGUUAUUUAAAAAGAGAAAAUAUUACUGUAUAAAAUGAUAUUGUCAGUAUAAACCAUUGGUAUAAACUGAUUUACGAAAUCACGGCAUUUACAUGGAUAACGUAAAACAAAUCGUAAAUCGGUAAAGUUUUUCGGUUUAUUAUUUCUCAUAGCAGCUAGUCGGGAAAGGGGGGAGGGAAGACUGGGGGCAGCAGCCCUUACAAUAAUUUGCUGAUAAUCAUUCUUUUUUCAAAAUCAUGCACACCUUUAUCAUUUAAAUAAUAUACUUUUAAAAUACUGACAAUAGACUAGAGGUGUGCAUCGGAGAGGAUUGGACGUUUAUAAUCCGACAAUUGCCUAAUGUUUAAAAUCCAAGCCGAUCCGAAAUUGUUUAAUCCGAAUCCGAUCCGAGUUUUGAAAAAGAAUUCCAAUCCGAUCCGAUCCGAAGAAUUCUUUAAUAAAAUAAAUUUCUCAUUCAACUUGAAAUAUUUAACCAAAUAAAUAUAAAAGCAAAAAAUACAUAUCAAGAAGCUAACAAAGUGACGUCCAAUUGAAGUAUCAAACGAAUAAUGCAGCGACAACCGCGAUGAUACUUUGAUAAAUGCAUAGAUAAUUAAUUCUUGCGAUAAUGCAUGGAUAAUUCGUUUUAUUUCGGAUAUCGAAGUCCGAUCCGACCCGACUACGAAACAACUUUAUCAAUCCGAUCCAAAAUUUAUAUUUUGAUUCCGAAAUCCGAACGAAUACGAUCGGAUUCGGAUCGGAUUUGCACACCUCUACAAUAGACUUUUCCCCUUUUGAGUGAAAUUUUGAUCUAGACAAGCCUGGACAAAAAUUUCACCACAGCUUGAAAGAGCAUCACAAAAUGAGUAACAUUCCGAAGUUUCGUUGAAUGUUGUAAAAUGCGGAUAAUAUAGCCUUGCGAAGUUUGCCGUUUUUCAGUCAUUUUGCAUUACAAACGGGAAAUUGAUAAUCAGAUGAUGAAACUGAUUAUCAAUUUCCCAUUUGUAACUUACAACGACUGAAACGCAAACUUCGCAAGGCUAUAUUAUCCGUAUUUUACAACAUUUCGCAACGAAACUUCGGAAUAUUACUAAUUUUGUGAUGCUCUUUCAAGCUGUGAUGAAAAUUUUGUCUAGGCUUGUCUAGAUCAAAAUUUCACUCAUAAGGGGAAUAUAUUUAGUCAUGCUCGGAAACACCUUCCAACAGCUGAAGGAAGACGAGAAAGCAAUUGAGUCUUAUCAAACAGCCAUAGAUAUUAGUAAAUAAUUGAAAGAUGAAGAAAUGCAAGUGAUCGCGGAGCAGAGAUUAUAUAGGAACUUCAUAUUUAAAUUUGGCAUUAGUUUGUAGUGAAAAUGGUGAACACGAGGCAUCGGUGAGAUGGUACAAAAAGGCAUUGGAUAUUUUUGGAACAGAGCUGAAUGAUGAAUUACGAAGAAACGCCCUUGAUGGUUUGGCGGUUGCCUGGUUUAAUCUUGGAUAUACUGAGAAGGCAAUUGAGCCGAUUCAAGAAGCUAAAAAUAUUUCCGAAAAGGAAUACAACGCAGGUAUUUAUUUUGAUUCAGGCUUAGGGACAGACAAUGGGAGGGGUGACGAUUAUCGGGGGGAGGGGUGUCGAUUCCCCAAAUAUGUAUUUAAACUCUACGUCGAUCGGUAAAGAUAACUAAGAAACUAUAUAGCUAGGUUGUCAAAUUUAAAACUUAUUAAUUGUAAAAAGCUGAUGUAGCUUUAAAGUACAGAGAACACCGGUAGCUCGAACUCCCGUGAGAAACGAAAUAUUUUUUGAGUUAGCCGAGGUUUGAGUUAACGCUUCGGUCUUGGAUAAUAAUAAGGUAAAGUCGUUUUAUUACUCAUCACAAUUGUGAGCCAUUACGCGGUACACUCUACACUGCAGAACUUACAAAGUUUGUACUGCUGUUACUUAAGUUAAACAAUAUCUUUCACAAUGGACUGUAUACCCAUACCAACAGUACCUGUAAGCUAGAUCAGUAAUCAGUAUCGACGUAUACUACGAGCAGGCUCUCAAGGUGAAAUGAGACAUACAAUUUUGAAUAUCUGCUCCGUAACGUUCGUUUUUCCAAAUAAGGAAUGUAUUUCCUUAUAUGGUUUUGUUUACAACUUUCGUGCAACCUAAACUUAGACUGUACAGCAAUCUCGUACCCAGAGCAUGCCCAUUCGCAGGUUAGGUGUUUCGCAUGACCUAACCUGCGAACGGGCAUACUCUGGCUAUGGAAUUGACUGUACAGUUUAUGUUGUUUUUAAAAAUAUAAGAUAUUCAAGCAAAAGCUUGAACGUUUUAAAUGCUGUUUUCUCAAAACAGAACAUUUCGUGCCUUGAGAUAAAGUGGCCAACACCAAUUUUGAUCAGUUCAUGUGUGACUGUUUUUUAUACAUAGUGCUUCAGCCGUUGACAUAUAUAGAGCUCAGCGGAAACAUAUAAAUUAUAGCAUCUGACCAAUGAGAAUUUCGCGUCCCGAUUCGAGACGCAGAUAUUCAAAAUUGUAUGUCAUCAGUGCAGGCUCUCAUUUCAUCUUCAGAGCCUGCUAGUAUCGACGCAACUUAUUGAAUCUUUUAUUAUGUUUGUAUGCAGGUUGUACAAAAGGCAGUCCAAAUUUGGCAAUUAUUGUGCAUUAUAUUUACGUUUAUUCAUUUAUUUUUUCAUACUAAUAAAGAUCAGGCAUUUAGCUGUUGAAUGAUACAUUUCUUGUAUAUCAUUGCGAUCAAAAAUUGCCGAAUACUGAAGAUCCGUUUUAAAAAUGUCGGUCGAUAUCACAUUUUUCCACCGUGGGGAAUUGCAUGUAAAGCUAUUAUCUAUGUAUUGAAAUUAUUCUCAUUUAGGAAUCAAAUUGUCCCUUGACUCAAGGGCCUUGAGUAAAUAUGGCGCAACGUAUGUGUAAGCAUCAAGUUUUGAUAAACUUUUACACGCAAUUUUAUAUCGAAAUUCAUGAGUGGAUAAAACAGUUUACAUGACUGGAAGCUUGCACGCAAAGUUCAGCGACAACAUGCUGGCGACUUAUUUAUGUUGCCACUAAUACUUCGGGAAGUUUCCUCAACUGUACAUGAUAUAAUUGUUUUUGUUUGUGGAAACACCACGUAAAUUUAUUACUGCAAAGCUUUCGAUCCGUAAGCCCGGAUCUUCAUCAGUGCUAAUAAUAUGUGACUUGUUUAAUUCACACGCUCUUUUUAUAUACAAGAGUGUCGUGAUCUGUUGGCGCGCGUCAUUUGAAAUUUAAUUAAACGGCACAUCAACCACGUCAUUUCAAAACGUAGUGAAGUGAUUCCAAUUAACGCGCGCGCAUCCAAGACAAGAGAAAUUAAUUUUGCACAUUAAAGAGAGCACGCCACGUACUAUCUAGUGGCUUUCCCUCCUGAUCUAUAGUAUUGUGCUUCUCGAUUUCAAUUGACUCUCUCAUUUUGCGAGAGAACUUAUGACUAUCAAUCGCCAAAAUGGUUGCUUCGUCCCAUUUUAUACGAUGGUCGUAAGUCCAAGUAUGUUUAGCCACAGCAGAUUUAUCUUGCUCGGCUUUCUCGCAAUUCGUCUUGUGUUCCUUAAGACGUACUGAGAGAUUUCGACCAGUUUCACCAAUGUAAACCAGACCACAUUCACAAGGAAUGCGGUACACACCAGGUUUCUGAGAUUCAUUUACGUUGUCCUUAUGUGUGCAAAGAGCUCGAAACAAUUUGUUUUCGCUGGAAUGGUAUACCUUUAUACCUGCUUCAUUCCUCAAAAUUCUUUCGAUUUUGUGUGAAGCCGGACCAAUGUAUGGUAGACUAACAGACGACUGAUAUUCAAUCUUCUGCUGUAUAUUUUGUGGCGUUUUCAUAGCAUUAUCUAUGAAAUGCCGUGGGUAACCAUUCAUUUUUAGAACAUUUCUUAAAUGUUCUAAUUCAUCGUCAAUGUUACUUACCUCACAAAUUGUUUUCGCUCGGUUGAUGAGUGUCUUGCACACAGAGUUUUUAAUACUAGGAUGAUGAAAUGAAUUAUAAUGCAGAUACCUGUCUGUAUGUGUUGGUUUCCUAUAAACCUUAUGUCCUAGCGACCCAUCAUCAUGUAUAGUGAAAAGAACAUCUAAGAACGGUAUAGUUUUAUCAUCCUUCUGUACUUCAAAAGUAAACUUGAUCGAUGGAUGCAAACUAUUAAUGUGGUCUAGAAACUUUUGUAAAUUAUCUAGUCCAUGAGACCAGCUACUCAAUGUAUCAUCCACGUAUCGGAACCAGAAAGCUGGUUUCAACUUUGCAGUAGCUAAGGCCUUCCUUUCAAAUUCCUCCAUGAACAAAUUAGCCAUAACAGGCGACAAUGGACUUCCCAUUGAAGCGCCGUUUGUUUGUUCAUAGAAUUUCUCCCGCCAUUGAAAACAUGUCGUGGUCUAAACAUAGUUUCAACAAAUCAUGAACAUUCUCAGGAGAAAGAUUAGUUCUUUGAGAUAAUGUAAUAUCUGAAAGAAGUCUUUCUUUCGCGAUAUUACAAGCCUCUUCAACUGGAACAUUAGUGAACAAGCUAACUACGUCAAAACUUACCAGAAUGUCAUUCUUACCCAAUGUAAUUUGUUCCAUUUUUGUUACAAAUUCUUUAGAAUUUACUACAUGAUGAUCUGUUUUUCCAACAACUGGUUUCAAUAUCUCAGCGAGAUAUUUAGCCAGGGCAUACGUUGGCGAACCUAUGGACGCUACAAUAGGUCUUAGUGGGACAUUAGGUUUAUGUAUCUUAGGUAAACCAUAAAAUUUUGGACAAACAGUAGCUGAAGGUCUCAAACAAUUAUGAAGUGUUUGAGACAAAAUACCUGCCUUUUUAAAACCAGAUAGUUUGGAACAUAUUUUACGUUCAAUGUUAGCUGUAGGGUCUCUUUUAAGCUCUUUAUAAGUUGGAGUGUUUAAAAGAGCCAGGAUUUUAUUAUCAUAUUCUAGACGAUCUAAAAUGCUGAGCAGCUCUCGUGGCGACGAUCAUGGGGUUACGGUUCUGUCGAAAAUGGAAAUUUGGACUUUUGACAAAGCAAAGUUCGUCGUGUGUCGCGGGAAUUGCCGCAAUGGUGAAGAAACCAAGUUUUUUCGAAAGAGGAACGUUCGUGCUAUUAGACGAUUUGAAAUUUAUUGCUCUGCGACGAUUCUGAGGCGAGAUAUUGGACUCGAUGUCGGAGAGUAUAUCAGAUAAGUGGCUAGCCUUGUAGUUAUUUAUGUCCUAUACGGCCAUGUCGUCCAGUGCCAUAGUACUGACGACCGUUCAAGUACGACGAAAACGUAAAGCAAUCGCAUCAACUAGACUCAGAAACACAACAAAUGGAUUCUAGUAACAAGUGAGAUAUAUUUUUUACAUAAAUUACAAAUUUUGAAAUUAUCAUAAUAAUAAAUUCGCGGCACAUAACACUAACCCUAACCCAACCCCAACGCUAACCACUAACCCCUAAUCCCUAUCCACUAACCCCUAACCCCUAACCCCUAACCCUCAUUUUUUUAACUUUUAAAUUUUUUUUAAAAAUCUAAAUUUUAAACUUUUCUUGCUUUUCAAAACUCUUUUAAAACUUUUUAAAACUUUUUUAAAAUCUAUUUUUUUAAAAAACAUGAAAAACUCACACACAAAGGUUUCAAGAUACUGUGUAUAAUUUCAUUCACAACUGUAUCUUAAACUACAUACAUACGGAAACCAACCUGUCACUGUCAAAAUAUUCAGUAUAUUCUGAUUUGAUAACUACAUGUUUACACAUGAAUAAUUUCGUUUCCAUAUAUGCCCCUUUCACUAUACAGGCACAUAUUUACUUGAGUAUAUAUGUAUCCUUCCAUGAAAGUACAAUAAAAUCCCAAGUGAUUUUCUUUGGUCAAUACGUAAAAAUUACUUAUAAUCAUUAUUAAUCAACAAUGUUUAUUUAAUUCUUUAUAAAAGAUCGCACGCAAGCAGCUGCAUGGAUACAAAAUAGACAGUUUACACUCGACUAGUUUUCUCUCAGUUUGAUCCUCGAUCUUUGAUAAGUAUUACCGUUCGCUAUUCCACAAUUUGUUGAAAGAAAUCUCAAGAAUCUCACUCAGGAAAGUUAAAUUUAUCGUAAAAUAAUAAAACUCGAAAACGUCGCGCCUUCCCGCUGCCAUGUUUGACAAAAUCAAUCGGCUUCGCUCCCCCCGGAUUGAAAACUAAAUUAUUACGAAAAGUCCAAUAUUUUUGGAGUCACGUGACCAGUGUUUACCAGGGCCUUUGCUUCCCGUACCAGAGCCUCUGAACCGCGCAAAGGCCCUGGGUAUGAGGUUGAUGUGAGGCUUCCCCUACAUGGCGCCGUUUCAUACAAUUGCAAGUCAAAGUAACCAUAUGCAAACAUAUUAUUCAAAUAAUAAAAAAGAUAGCAAAGUUAAAUAUUGGUUAUUGUUCAACUAAAUUUAGAAUAGAGUUACAGGUACAUAGUACGGCAGAAUAUUGGAAACGAAAAAUAUAGAUGCGGCAAUAAAUACAUGCGGCAAAAGCCUCGAGCGAAAUUUCGUUUGCACGUUUACAAACAAGCAAAACUCAUGCAUUUGAUAUUAUAUACCGCCCGACAUAAUAUAUUUAUCCUUGCCCAUGAGAAAAAUUAUUUAAAAAAACAACAAUACAAGUAAAAAGUAAAGAUCGUAACCAUCCAUCACCCCGAAUUUAAUGCGAAACACGUGAAUUUAUAGAGAAACACGUGCGUUGCUUCAUAGCUCGUAUUCCAGCGUGUUCCGGGUGGGGUUCCGGGUGUUCCGGGUGGGGUUCCGGGUGUUCCGGGUAGGGUUCCGGGGAUUCCGGGAGGGGUUCCGGGUGUUCCGGGUAGGGUUCCGGGUGUUUCGGGUAGGGUUCCGGGUGUUCUGGGUGGGGUUCCGGCUUUUACAGACACCCGCUUUAAUUAAUAUUAAGACAAUUAACAUUCUGAUGAAGUCACUUUGGCGUGAUUGACAUUUGACAUGCAUAUAAAUAACAAAGAAUUAUAUUAAUAUUGUUCAUCAGGCGAUAUACAUGGACGGUAUAAAGACUCAAAAUGAAUGUUUUACAGCAACGAUUUCUUGCAUUUGUGACUUUUUGGCAGACAUAGAGAUUACUAGAAAAGGACUUGGAGAUUGAUAACAAAAUCACCGGCUUAGUUACUGCGCUUCAUGCAAUUCAGAAUUUGUUUGUUUACAUUUGAAUUCAAUUACUGAAUUAGUGAAAAACACCAAUUUUUAGGUCGCUCGUUAACAUCGAACCAGACAGAGGGCAAUAAUGAAAUUUCUAACACAGGUUUAGCGUAA
This is a messenger RNA of Paramuricea clavata, 8203 nucleotides long. The record is from the annotation of a GenBank genome assembly. Lineage: Eukaryota; Metazoa; Cnidaria; Anthozoa; Malacalcyonacea; Plexauridae.